GCUGUCUUUAAAUGUAAUGCAGUUGAAGUUAAAAGCGACGCGGACAAAAGAUGGGACAACCUUCGGUGUAAAGGAUUAUUAAAGAGGCUGCAGUCAUGGGCCCAGAUGCUGCAUCUGUGCCUAAAACAGAGUCCUCAGAGGAGAGUACAGGAGAGGUCAUUGUGAAGGUAAUAUCAGAAUCAGAUUCAAAUGAUGCCUCAACUGCCACUGAGCCAGAGAACUUAAACCAGCCAGAGAUCAACUCAUCAGACAAGUGUUACCCUUGCUCCAUUUGUGGCAAGAUAUUUGACAGACCGUCAAAGCUGGAGAGGCAUAAACCUGUACACACGAGGAAGCCUAAGAGUCUUCAUGAGUGUCAACAUUGUGAUAAGAGUUUUACACAACUAGAGAAGCUGAUCCGACACCAGAAUAGCCACAAUAGGACUAAUAAGCACCCCUGUCCUGACUGUGGCAAAGUGUUCAACAGGCCUUCGAAGUUGGAGAGGCAUAAACACACACACUCAAAGAAACCGAAGGUGCCUCACCAGUGUUCCUACUGCUUGAAGACGUUCAGUAAACUUAACAAACUAAUCCGACAUGAGCGAAUGCACACGGGGGAGAAGCCUUUCACCUGUUCGGUGUGCGGAAAAGGAUUCUCUGAGUCAGGUCACUGCAAAGCACAUGAAAAGACACAUGAGGAACAGCCGGAAAAACCUCACUGCUGUAUUGACUGUGGUAUGUCUUUCUUCAAGGCCUCAGAGCUCCGUAGGCAUUUCCGCUCCCACACAGGAGAGAAACCUUUCAGAUGCGCCUUGUGCGAGAGCUGCUUUUCCCGCUCUGAAGGACUUAAAAGACACAUGAGGAGCCACACAGGGGAAAGGCCUUACAUAUGCAUUAUCUGUAGCAAAGGAUUUUACUCCCGUCAGGAUUUGAAUAUUCACGGCUUGACCCACUCGGGAGAGAAACCACAUCUUUGCCCUGUGUGCGGUAAAGGCUUCUCGCAGCUGGGCAACAUGAAAGAACAUGAGCAAAAUGUUCAUAUUAAGUCAGAGAAAUAUAUUUGCAAUGAAUGCGGGGCAACCUUCACACGAUACAAGUCAUUGACAAAGCACCAACGGACACACACGGGAGAAAGACCCUAUUUGUGCCUCACCUGUGGUCGCAGGUUUUCAUGGAGCCAUUCUCUCAGCAGACACCGGAGGACACAUGCUCACAGACAGAUGUCAAUGGACACAUCGGAAGACAUAUUGGAAGGACCCUCUGAGAAUACUAGCAGCUGA
Scomber japonicus (chub mackerel) is the source of this 1259-nucleotide messenger RNA. RefSeq names its product zinc finger protein OZF-like. NCBI's taxonomy places the organism in Eukaryota, Metazoa, Chordata, Actinopteri, Scombriformes, Scombridae. The record is from RefSeq and is a predicted model, not a curated record. The coding region runs from base 96 to 1259 and encodes 387 amino acids. The transcript is spliced from 3 exons.